Molecule: messenger RNA, 2677 nt
Organism: Moneuplotes crassus
Lineage: Eukaryota; Ciliophora; Spirotrichea; Euplotida; Euplotidae
Source: the annotation of a GenBank genome assembly
UCUCAGGACAAAAAUGCAAGGAUAUGAGCAAAGGUUUGAGCAUCUCAACAUUGCAGGUGUCAAUGCUAAGUACCCUUUCAUAUUCCUCGGAAAGGUAGUGAAGAACUGGUACAAAGACUAUGAUUGCUUCUACGAUCACUUCUCUAAGAAAAUAAUAUUCCAUAAAGAAGGAAAGUUUUUCAUCCAAAGUCAAAAGAGACUCAACGAACCCCAAAGAAUAGAGAAGUUCAACAUUGGAAAUGCCUUUGGAAGGGUUUAUGCUUGUGCUGUGAACUCAGAUGAAACCAUGAUUGCUAUUCAAAAUACAUUCAACUGCGUCUACGUCUUCAACAACAGCGCUAGGACAAGUCCUCAUGGUACUGUCAGGAAGCAGUAUGAGCUUGAUGAAUAUAGAUUUGAGUACCCAAAUGCAAGAAAAAUCCUUGGAUUUUCCUUUGCAAGCUCAAAUUAUUUUAACUUCUUCAUCUGCAAUGAUAGAGAGAUAGAAAUCUUAAACUUCAACAAAUACAGCUCUAAUGUAAUGCAUGUGAAGAAGAUACCAAUAAAGGGAGAAUAUCUUCUGUAUGAGCUCCACUUUUAUAACAUUGCCACUGUCAUAAAUAAAGAAGGAGUCAUCCAGGUAGUCGAUCUGAACAAGAAUCCCAGAACAAAGAAUUUGGUCAAAAAGAGUGGAAAGCUAAGCUCUGGAGAAGGAAUGGAAGCUAUGAGUGGCUCCUUCACCUCUUCAAGAUCUUCAAGAAUGUCUAUCACAGAUAGAGCCUUAUCUUUCCUGAAAUCUUCAACUGUGAAAGAAGAUUUUAAAGCUGUUGAGCCCAUCAACAACAAAAAUAUCUUGAUGAUCUCAGAAAAGAAUGAGUAUAUUUACAAUGCUUUUACAAUGAGUGAGGACCAAGACUCUGAAUACCCUUCACUACAUCUGGUAAUUCUGUACAAUAUCCCUUAUAUCAUGUUUCUUAAUAACAAGAUCGGGAAGAUAGAAAUAUACCAGUUUGAUAUCGCCGAGAGGACUUUUCUGAGAAACAAGAACUAUAUUGACUUGAUCCCUGAGUGCCAACAUGCAGUCCACUCGAUUGAUAACUUACUGCUGGUUCAUAACCUAGAUGCCCAGUUUAGUAAAAUAUUUGACUUGUCAGUGAAGCCUAUCACAGACCCAGUCUGAAAGAAUCUCCCAUUAGAUACAAAAUUCUCAUCAGAUUCCUAUGUCUGUGACGGAAUACAAGCAGAAUUUGAGGUUGAUUAUCUUGAUGAUAACGAUGAGAACCUUGAGUCUUUUAUUACUGGCCGUAAGAACUUUGUUUAUAUUGAACAAUCAAUGUUUGAGAUCGAGUUUACAUAUAACCAUCCCUCUGGCGCAGCCAGAGGAGAUGUAUCAGAUGAUGACGAAGACCAAGUAGUUGAAAUAGAAAUCAACCUCCAACUUGAUGAUCCCAGCUUAGAUCCAAAGGAAGAGAGCAAGGGCCAUGAUAACGUAUUCUCGAGAUUUAGUGAAUCUGAGAAUAAUUUUGAUUCAAACAUCUACAGUGAUGAUGUAAUCUACGCUCCUGACAACAUAAUCUUCAACCUUCAUCACGGUGCGUGUCUCGGGUAUAUGCUAAGUCUUAAGAACUACUCGUCCAUUGCUAAAUCAACCAUAAGGAUAUUUAAAUCUCUGCUUCUCAGAAGUGAGAGUAAAACUCAAGCUGUCAGGUUCAUCAAGUACUUGAUCCUGAGGAGGACCUCUUUGGAGAUCUUGACCAAGAUCUUCCUCAAAAUCAACGGGGUUUAUAAGGAUGCCACUCUGGAAAGACAGAAUAAAGGAUAUCAAGACAACGGAACUGAUUCUGUUAAUUAUAUUAAGAACUCAACAGCCUCAGUAGGCGGACAGGCGAAUCAAGUAAUGAGGUCAAUGAGUCUUGCAGUUCUAAGUUCAGGCAGAAAUUCUUUACCCUCACAAUACGGGAGUGCUAAGCUGAGUAGUGAGAUUUCUAAGAAGUGUCAAGAUACUUCAAGAAUUAUGAGUGGAGAAAUAAUUAUAUUCCAACACGAAAUGGUUCAAAUUUUUGUUGAUAUUAUUGAUGUUGACUCUCUUCAAUAUUCAUACCUCAGAUCCGUAAUGGUAGAAUAUAUCAGAUGUUUACAAGAAUUCAGCUUGUCAACACAUCCUAGACUUCAAGCUGUCCUUUGGAAAUUUAUAUGGAAAAACAGAGAUUUCAUUGGUCUGCAAAACCUCCUCCAAUACAAAGUUCUAGAUGACACUCUAGAGUUAGCCCAGUACUUAGUACAACUGGGUUGUUCCAAAGAUCUUGGAUACGACACGAAAAAUUUCAGAAACUCAAUCACAACUCUUUCUAACUUCUACGCUCCUGCUUUCGACUAUGGUAUUAACAUGAUGUACAGGCUGAGACAGCACAAAGACGUGUUCAAGAUCCUCAUAACAAUUGGAAAGUAUGCCAAAGCCAUUGAUUUUGCUCAAUCCUCUCCAGUCUCCAAAUGGAUAAAAUAUUCCGAACUCAGAGAUCUGAUCGAGGCGGAUGAGGAGAUGAACGAGAGAAAUAAGAAGUUCUUAAUCCAAAGAGUUAACAUGAUCAAGCAGAAGGACGAUAGUCUCGGUCACCAGGGUACUAACUACCAGCCCUUCUUUGAAGAUGCAUCCUCAAUCCCCGUUCCUGCAAAUUAAAUUUAGAAGGCUUCAAUCCAA